This is a messenger RNA of Pygocentrus nattereri (red-bellied piranha), 2333 nucleotides long. RefSeq names its product peroxisomal biogenesis factor 12 (gene pex12). Bases 194 to 1243 code for a protein of 349 amino acids. NCBI's taxonomy places the organism in Eukaryota, Metazoa, Chordata, Actinopteri, Characiformes, Serrasalmidae. Gene Ontology annotation, cellular component: peroxisomal importomer complex; peroxisomal membrane. The record is from RefSeq and is a predicted model, not a curated record. Gene Ontology annotation, molecular function: protein binding; ubiquitin-protein transferase activity; zinc ion binding. Gene Ontology annotation, biological process: protein import into peroxisome matrix; protein monoubiquitination. The transcript is spliced from 3 exons.
ACCGCAAGAGUGCGGAGUAUGGCACGGAGGGAGACGUGCUGAGACGCUGUUGACGUGUUUUUGCGUCGUUUUGUGCAUUUUAUGCACUGAAUGGUGAAAAGAUAACAUUUUAUAUUUUAAGCGUCCUGUUAGCUGCGUAAAGUCUCCUCUAUUCGGGGUUUGUUUGGUGAGUGAAUUGACUGAAUCCUGCAGAAUGGCGGAGAGGGGCGCACAUCUGACCACAGCUGCAGCUGAAAACAGGCCAUCCAUUUUUGAAGUUUUGGCUCAGGACUCCUUAAUGAGUGCUGUCAAGCCUGCAUUACAGCACGCCGUUCAGAUCUUGGCUGAAUCCAACCCUGGUCGAUAUGGAAUCCUCUGGAGGAACUUUGAUGAGAUCUAUGUCAUCCUGGACCUGCUGCUGCAGCACCAUUUUCUGUCACGUACCAGUGCAUCCUUUUCUGAAAACUUCUAUGGCCUAAAGCGCGUUGGUGCAGACAGUAUUCGACCAGCCCACCAAGGCCUCCGUUGUAGGCAGCACUUACGCUCCCUACUUUUCCUUGCCCUUCUCCCUUACCUGCGAACCAAACUGGAAAAGGUUCUGGCUCGCCAGAGGGACGAGGAUGAUUUCUCCAUACGCCUGCCCCAGUCCCUCGCUCAGAAGAUGUACAGGGCCUUCCUGGCUGCCUAUCCUUACGUAUGCAUGACUUGGAAUGGUUGGACCUUUUUCCAUCAGCUGUUGUACAUUUUUGGCAAAACACAGACACACUCGCCUCUCCUGUGGCUGGCGGGGAUUAAACUGUCCUAUCUCACAGCACAUGAUAUUCGCAGCUUGGAUCUCAAGCCAGCAGGUCCUGCAUUGAGCCCCAGCCAAAGAAUUGGGGAGAAGCUGCAGCGGGUGUUCUCUACGCUAGUUGGAGGUGUGGCAGUAUCCCUCUCCACCAGUCUCUCUUUGGGCGUGUUCUUCCUUCAGUUUCUGGAGUGGUGGUAUUCAUCAGAAAACCAGAGCACUAUAAAGUCUCUCACAUCCCUCCCUACACCUCCACCCCCGCUUCAUCUAGAGGACCAGGACUCUUCACCCACACACACCAAAGUCUGCCCACUCUGCAAGAAAGUGCGCACCAAUGACACAGCCCUGGCUACCUCAGGCUAUGUUUUCUGCUACCGGUGCAUAUAUGUGUAUGUGAAGGCCAACCACCGGUGUCCCCUAACAGGAUAUCCCUCUGAACUGCAGCACCUAAUCAAAAUAUAUUCACCAGAGGGGUAGAUUGAACUGAUUUGCUUAAAAACUGAUUUUUAAGUAGUAUAAAUCAUACAUUUCCUGGUAAAGCACUUAUGAGACAUACGGUUAACAAAGUAUGUGUUAAGUCUUUUGCUACUUUCAGGUGGUGUCGAUUUUAUCAGAAAAAAGUAUCCUGUCAUCGGCAUGAGUUGGGCUGUCAACACAGUUUUCAUCAUGACAGUGGAAAGAAGUGAAGUGAGCAAAGUAAUCAAAUAAUGCAUUAUCAACAUUAUAAAUGGUACUGGCAAAGCACAUUUUUUUAUAGCUAUGCAUUUGGCAUGAAAAAAAACUUAGCUUCAUUCAGCAACUGCCCAGUGACUUCUAUUAUAAGUCAAAAAGAUUGCUGUUCUUUUCUAAGUAGAGGGGAACCUGUUUAAUUUAUUGUUGCUGGUAACUGAUGCUACAGACUGAGUAACAGCAUAGUAUUCCUUGAAUUUCAUGAUUGUUUACAUCUCCAGGUGAUUUACUGUUGACUUGUUUUAAGGCAUUCCAAAACAUUAUUCAACUACAUCAAUUUUAAUGAAGAACUGUUAUUCUAAACAUUCUUUAUGGCUCUGGCUUGAACCAGAAGUGUUAAAGCUAAGGCCCAUCCCUGGAAAUCUACUGCCCUGAAGACUUAAAUGUAGGAUUGGAAUGAAACCUUAAGAGCAGGGUCAGAACAUGAAUGAAAAACAAAUGUGACAAAGAACAGAACCCGUGCUAAUAAUAGAGCUAAUUUUAUAUUGAACUUUUUUUAUUGAAGAACAAGUCAACACAGUUGAUUUAUUUUAACAUGAUUUAAUCCAACUUGUUUUGGAAUUGGUCAUUCAAACAAAUUAAAGUAUUAUAAAUAUCCUUCUGCUCUCGUCUUGCCUAAAUAAUCUAAGACGAAGUAAUGGAAGAAAAGGGUCUCAAAUGUCAAAACACAAAGAUCAAGGUGAUUUCCUGUUUAACUGGCAGAACAUGAUUCUUUUGGGAAAGUAGUCCCUGUACUUAAUGCUUGCCAGUGAAGUUGCCUGAAACCUCUUGAACUGUAUCACUCUGCAAAAGUCAGUCACCCUCAUGGGGAUUUGAAAAAGGUUCAGUGACAACCUUC